UGAGUGAUUGGAUCCAUGAUAACUCGAAGCCAGCACGAUCGCCGAUCCAUCUCUUGCGCUUGAAGACAAGGAGGACGUUCGUUCAGUCUUGUGAAAUCUCAGAUUCUUUCCUCGCGUUUUCUCGCCCGUAAAGCUUACUGCUUUCCAUCGGAUUGUCCCGAUCGCUUCCAUUCACGCAUAGUUCUCGUCCCCGGGAAUCGAUUUGGGAUCAGGAUCGAACAUGGGUUUUCUCGUGACGACUUUAAUCUUCGUCGUUGUUGGGGUCAUUGCUUCGCUAUGCACCAGAAUCUGCUGCAACAGAGGUCCAUCCACGAAUCUGCUUCAUCUUACUUUGGUUAUUACAGCCACAGCCUGCUGUUGGAUGAUGUGGGCAAUUGUAUAUCUUGCACAGAUGAAUCCUCUCAUUGUUCCGAUCCUAAACGAGGGCGAGUAGACAUACUGCUCGGACAUGAACCCAUGUAACAUGUUCUUAAACUUAAAAAAACCGAAUGGGCGAAUUUGAGUGAGACCCGCUGGUAUUAGCUCCUAUGCAAUCGCUAUGUAUCUUUGACAUGUCGGUUUUUUUUUCUGUGUUUGUAAUUCGUAUCCCCCGUGUGAACAUACCCUUUUGGCCUUACAGUCUUUCUCAUUGAUUUUCUGUAUCCAUCCCUUCAUCAAACAACCGACUUCCAGAUUAUAAUGUUGAUGAAAAUAAAUCUUUGGAAGAUUACUCCGUUA
This is a messenger RNA of Tarenaya hassleriana, 717 nucleotides long. RefSeq names its product V-type proton ATPase subunit e1. Gene Ontology annotation, molecular function: proton-transporting ATPase activity, rotational mechanism. The transcript is spliced from 3 exons. Gene Ontology annotation, biological process: proton transmembrane transport. NCBI's taxonomy places the organism in Eukaryota, Viridiplantae, Streptophyta, Magnoliopsida, Brassicales, Cleomaceae. The record is from RefSeq and is a predicted model, not a curated record. Gene Ontology annotation, cellular component: proton-transporting V-type ATPase, V0 domain. Bases 221 to 433 code for a protein of 70 amino acids.